AUGGACCAGCCUCACGCGCUUCUAGUCGCUAGCCCUGGCUUAGGCCACCUCAUCCCUAUCCUCGAACUAGGCAACCGUCUCUCCACCGUCCUCAACAUUCACGUCACCAUUCUGGCCGUAACCUCCGGUUCCUCCCCGACCGAAACCGAUGCCAUACGUGCAUCCGUGGCGAGAGGGACGUGUGAAGUUAGGGAACUACACUCAUUUGAUAUAGACCACUCCCCAGAUGCGACGGUGGCCACUAAAAUCAUAGAGAUGAUGCGAGCCACAAAGACGAAGAUGGCGGUUCACGACGCCGUGAAAUCAAUGAAUUGGAAACCGACGGUCAUGAUCAUAGACUUUUUUGGUACCGGAUUGAUGUCCGUUGCCGAUGAUAUUGGCGUGAAGGGUACUUACGUGUACGUCCCUUCUCACGCGUGGUUCUUGGCGGUGGUAGUGUACUUGCCGGUAUUGGAUAAAGUCGUGGAAGGGGAAUAUAUUGAUAUCAAAGAGCCUAUGAAAAUACCGGGUUGUAGACCGGUCGGACCCGGAGAGCUUAUGGAAACAAUGUUAGACCGGUCAGACCCACAGUAUCGAGAGUGUCUGCGGUGUGGCGAGGAGAUACCUAUGUGCCAUGGCGUUCUGGUAAAUACUUGGGAGGAGUUGCAAGGAAACACUCUAACUGCGCUUAGAGCAAGUCCAUUGGUAGGAACCUUUAAUGGGGUUCUAUGA
Molecule: messenger RNA, 711 nt
Organism: Eruca vesicaria subsp. sativa (arugula)
Lineage: Eukaryota; Viridiplantae; Streptophyta; Magnoliopsida; Brassicales; Brassicaceae
Source: the annotation of a GenBank genome assembly